AUGAGACAGGUUAACAGAGGAGUAAAUUUAGACACAAGGAUAUCGUACUGCACAGCUGAUAAGAUGCAUGAUAAAGUGUUUGCCUACAUCGCUCAGAGUCAACGCAACGAGACACUGGAAUGCCACGCGUAUCUCUGCACCAAGAGGAAAGUGGCUCAGGCGGUGACGCUGACGGUGGCUCAGGCCUUUCGUGUUGCUUUUGAGUUCUGGCAGACUGCUAAAGAAGAGAAAGAGAAGCAGGUGAAAUGUGGCUCAGAUGGAGAGGCGGCCAGCAGCUCUCAGUCCGAGAGUUCAGCCAGCCUUAGCAGCAUGAAAGGAGAGGUGGCCACUGGGGAUCUACUGGACCUUGAAUGUGGUGUAAAAGAACGCUUAGGGAAAGACGCCGCACACCCAAUACAGAACCGCAGCACAGAAAACAACAACACUGUAUGGGAGCUUGAGGAUGGUCUAGAUGAGGCUUUCUCAAGGCUCGCUGAGUCUCGCACUAACCCCCAGGUGCUGGACAUUGGGGUAAACCCUCAGGACUACAACCCUGAAGACUGCUUGUCUCCGACUCAUUGGGACAAAGCCGACAGUGAAGCGGCGGAUGCAGAGGAUGCGUUUGGAUUCUGAUGAUGAGCGGCUGGUGGGAGCAGGAGCUGGAGCUGGUGAAGCAACACACAAAGGGAAUGAAUGAAGCGCCGCUGCUCGACUCGCUCACUCACCUGCGCCCUCUGGUGGCCUGCGGUCUGCAAACCCAACCUAAUGACUUCAACAACAAAAAAAGCACAGACCAAAGCAAUAUAGCAGAAAGUAUUUCCCCUCCAAUUUCCUUUUAAGUACAUUUAUAUUUUAACACCAAUUAGUUACUUAGUGUUUUAUUUUUGUAUGUAUGUGACUGUAAAAUUUAAAGUUCCCUCCAAUAACUUUGGCACGCUUUAGAUACUUGAAAUAUGAGCAAAGAAGGCCGUGGAGAAAAGGAGUCUUUAAUGUUUAACGUUAGCGAUAACCAGAAGUUUCUGCAGACUUUUAUUUUAGUAUGAUGACGUGUUUCCAACUGAAACUGAAUAUUUAUUUGUCCUUUAUUUAACCUUCAAAUAACAAACAAACAUUUUCAACUCCCAUUUAUAUAUAACAGGGACUCUCAACAGGUGGGCCUCAGCGAUCCUGCAGGUGGGCCGCGAGAUAGCUUAAAAUGAACUUAAUUAUUGUACUUUAAUUAUUUGAUUUCAUUAUUAAAUAUGUUUUAUAUAAAAAUUCUUGGUGUAAUGGCAUUUCCCGUUUUUUGUUAUUGAUUACUUUGGACUCUGUGCAAAAAUGAGCCUCACUGUAAAAUACAGGCUUAGCCGGGGCUGCACUUCCAACCGCUGCACGUCAACUAGGACCACAUGCUCAGCUGUAUAACGUAAAGCAAACCGUCACGCAAAUGUAAAGCCAAUGAUGAUUAGAGUUAUAACCAGUUCGCGCACACCUCACGUCUGUGACUCAUAUCAGAGUCGCACAUCUCUGUUGAUUCACAAAUUAUUCAAGCUCUCUUUGUGUGAACUCUUUAAAACAUCAGCACAGUUGUCCAAAUUAGAAUGCGAGUGUUUUAUAACAGAUGCGCGCCCCGUACAGGAGGAUCUGGCGAGACUUGGUGGUGUUUUAGUGAACAGCUGUUUACUACUGUCAGCGAACUCCAAUAAUAUCCUAAAACCCCAACCGCCUUCAGAUCGAUGUGUUUCAACAGACUUGUGUUUUUACUGGAUUUUACUUUUUAUUUUUAAUUUUUAAUGGAUAGGAUCAAUAGAUGAAAAGUAGUCAGCCUAAUUCAAAGCAGCAGCUUUUUUGUCAUCUCCUGUUGUCCUGUCAGGUUCAUUUAUUAAAGAAAAGGCCUAAAUACUUUGAGGUCAUAACAAAUACCUGAAGAAUUCAGGAGCUUUUAAUCUGUGU
Messenger RNA from Danio aesculapii, 1911 nucleotides. RefSeq names its product low density lipoprotein receptor adaptor protein 1b (gene ldlrap1b). The record is from RefSeq and is a predicted model, not a curated record. NCBI's taxonomy places the organism in Eukaryota, Metazoa, Chordata, Actinopteri, Cypriniformes, Danionidae. The coding region runs from base 1 to 612 and encodes 203 amino acids. The transcript is spliced from 7 exons. Gene Ontology annotation, cellular component: early endosome.